UUCAUCCGAAUAAACUCAGCGCUCUGCAAAUAGGACAACAUGUCAAACCAAGGGUUAAUAAAUCUGCAGAUCUGAUCUAUUAAACCGCGCAUGGAGCCCAACGAGUUCGCUGCGCCUUCUAACCGUCGGCAGAGCAGUCUCGACCCUUCUGUAAAUCUGCCAGCAACGCAAGGGUUAAUGCGGUUCUUUGGCACUGGAAAGCUGACCUUUGUGAUACGCGGCACUGAUUUACGCGUAACCCGCUGCUUACAUUUCACCAAACACUGGGAGCCGGAGCCGCUGCUCCUGGGCGCUCUUCUCACUGGUUGUAUCCAAAAACGCUCCAUGGAAACCAAAUUCUCUUUGAUGCAUCUCAUUAAACCCUCAGCCAAUGGCGGUGGCACAUGACGCAUACAUGAAGGUCACUGAGGCUAGGACACGGGACACACACGUAUGACCUUCAGGGCCGCGCCAGCUUCGUAUUACAUCAAAUUAUGUCUCUAGUAACUUUUUCUGUGUUUUUUUUUUAUUUUAUUUUUUUUAACAACCAGUGAGGAUAAAUAACACCGUUCAGCCGAAAAAGCCCAGGAUGCUAAUGCAGUUGCCCCCCUCUGGGCUUGUACUCUCUGCCAGGAGGUGGGUUCAUGGCCGGCACCUUUCACAUUGCCAGACUCUGGAGUUCAUUCGGAAAAAUGCUGCCAAUUUUUUGUCGCUUUCCAACCUGAUCAUGGGGCUCACCUCCUUAUUGUGUACCCUUAAUGGGUUUCGCCAGUCGGCCUGCUGGCUGUUGCUGAUCGGGUUCAUGCUGGAUUUGGCUGAUGGAGCUGUUGCCAGACAACUAAAUGCGUGUUCUGCUUUGGGUGCAAAGCUCGAUGAUUUCGCUGAUUUCACGUCCUUUGGUCUGGCGACAGCUCUUCUCCUGCACACAGACAGCGUCCUCGACGCGCUGCUGGUCAUCGUUUAUGUUCUGGCCGUCUUCACGCGCCUCUGUUUCUAUUCGAGUGGUAUCCCCUUCGUAUACCGAGGACUGCCUUGUCCCUACGCGUCUGCCAUCUUGGCUUGUGCGUCUUUGUUGACUAGCGGUCACUUGGUGGCUCUGAGGGCCAUAGCCGUCAUAAUGAUUCUCUUCAUGGCUGACCAAGGCUUCUACCCUCAUGACAAGAUCCUGGAGUCUCAGCUCUGGAAAAAGGUGGUGUUUGUGGGCGGUGUGCUGAUCAUCCUCUGCUCCUUCUCCCCACUGGCCUGCUUAUACCACCUGACCUGGUCGGUGUCCUACAUCCUCUUCCCCAACACUCUGUGGAGCUUCAAGGUGUAACGGCCCGGAGGGGAAAGGCGGCUCCGAGUUCCCCUUCUUAAGGAAGCUCCGGGGUCUCCAGCACCGCAGCGAGGUCCCCGCGAACGCAAAGCUGUUCUGGAGUGAGAACUAUUCUGUGUUGAAGUGGGCAGCACAUACAUGCCGUCUAAUUAGGAGUAUUUUGCCGCGCAGCACGUGCGUUAUCAUUAGUGGAAGUUGCUGUGAGUUCAUUAUCUUCAAGGUCAAUGAUAAGAGGGGAAAUCUCAAGCUGCGGCCGCUCCGUUCCAAUAUCAGAGAGAUUUUGAGCUUUUUAGUUUCCCUUUUGUCUGCUGGUCUUCCAGGAGUCACAGAGCGGAGCCUCCGACAAACACACUGAGCGUGGGGAGCGCGGAGCAAUGUGCGCACAAAGCAAACCUCAUUCCACGGAAGGUAUACAUAGGAUGAGAACCACCAUUCAUCAGAUAAACCCACCAAGCACACGGAUUCCGCGGGGGGUUAGAGAAGAGCACAGAGCGCUUGUUGCAUGAUCGGGAAAAUGAUGCAUUUUGUAAGCCCCGGUCAGCGGUUUGGUUACCGGACCCAGAAUUCAUUGAGAAAACAUCCAUUUAUUAGAAGACUAUUCUGGCUGAACUGUGAAAUUGUGACAUAGUGUAACCAUGUGUGAUUAAAUAAAGCCAUUGUCAAUACA
Spea bombifrons (plains spadefoot toad) is the source of this 1961-nucleotide messenger RNA. RefSeq names its product transmembrane protein 269 (gene TMEM269). The record is from RefSeq and is a predicted model, not a curated record. Bases 569 to 1294 code for a protein of 241 amino acids. The transcript has 6 exons. NCBI's taxonomy places the organism in Eukaryota, Metazoa, Chordata, Amphibia, Anura, Pelobatidae. Gene Ontology annotation, biological process: phospholipid biosynthetic process. Gene Ontology annotation, cellular component: membrane. Gene Ontology annotation, molecular function: phosphotransferase activity, for other substituted phosphate groups.